Molecule: messenger RNA, 672 nt
Organism: Fulvia fulva
Lineage: Eukaryota; Fungi; Ascomycota; Dothideomycetes; Mycosphaerellales; Mycosphaerellaceae
Exons: 1
Coding region: 1-672 (223 amino acids)
Molecular function (GO): protein binding
Source: RefSeq, a predicted model, not a curated record
AUGGCACUCAAUACGGAGAACUCAAGCUCAGUCGCUGCCUCAACCACCAAAGUACUCGAAGUAUCCGAGCUACGAGAACGAAUCUUACUUACCUUGCCCGUUCAAGACCUCUUCGUUCUACAAAGAGUAUGCAAGAAUUGGCAAGCCACCAUGAAGACCUCAAUCACGAUAUCGCAGAAGAUGUUCUUGCAACCCAUGGGUCCAACACUGCAGUCAUCCUCCGACGGCGUUUUCGAAAGUCAUCGCAUCACAAUGAACCCAGUAUCGAAGGUCUACCAGUAUGAGCGCAAAGUACUCGCGAAGAACGACGACGCUUCCCGGUUUCACAAGAUCAGCAUCGGUCUUAGGCUGCCCGUAGGUCAUGGUCGUCGACGCUAUGCUUGGCCCGGACUCCCGAGUGGUUCGAGUGUCGAACACAGCUGGAGGAACAUGCUGCUAACGCAACCUCCGAUUUUCAAGGUGUCCAUACAGUACCAAGACUGGCGCGAGGGUGGCACGGAUGACUCGUCCUUGCGCUGUCCGACUGGAGUUACGAUAGGGGCUCUCAGCGACCAUUGUACAGACCUGGUCAGCCGAUAUUGUCUUGAGCCCGGCACGCAGGGCACAGGACUUAGCUCGUACAUGGGCAUCACAGUCUUGGUCAUGGAUCCGGAACUUGGUGGUAGUGUUUGA